Beta vulgaris subsp. vulgaris (sugar beet) is the source of this 2333-nucleotide messenger RNA. RefSeq lists its product as hypothetical. The record is from RefSeq and is a predicted model, not a curated record. NCBI's taxonomy places the organism in Eukaryota, Viridiplantae, Streptophyta, Magnoliopsida, Caryophyllales, Amaranthaceae. Gene Ontology annotation, biological process: vegetative to reproductive phase transition of meristem. Bases 148 to 1914 code for a protein of 588 amino acids. The transcript is spliced from 10 exons.
GCAUUUAUGAAUUAUGAGAAAGAGAAAAUUUCAACAUUUUAUAAGCCAUCCACUAAAAAUGUUUACUUGAGAUGAAAUUUAGAACUGCACCAUCUUAAAAAUUUAAUUGUCAUUGUUUAUCAUUUAGGCCUUUCCAAUUUUCAUUUGAUGAAGGUUCCUGUGGGUUUUAUUGCAAAUCUUUGGAGCUUCAUCAAAUUUCUGCCUUUCUUCAUCUUGCUUCUCAUUUUGGGCAUCUUCAAAGCUUUGAUCAUCAGUCCAGUUGCAGCAGUCAUUAUCAGUGUUGGAAAUUCUUCAGUGAUUAUCGGACUGUGGCCUGCUCAUUUUAUCUGGACUUGUUACUGUGUAGUGAGAACAAAGAGAUUGGGGAUGACUCUGAAGAUUGGGACAUUGCUUUUCUUGCCGAUGCCUCUUGUCCUUUGGCCUUUUGCUGGUAUCCUUGGGAGUUUUGUAGGUGGGAUUGGAUUCGGGUUUUUUUCGCCAUUAAUUGCAACUUUUGAAGCUGUUGGAGAGAAUGUCCCUGAUAAAUGCUACCACUGUGUAGCUGAUGGCUGUUGGCCAACAAUUCAGGCAAGCUGCACGGUGGUACGGGACUUCACUGAUUUUUGCUUCCACUCCUACUUCUCCUACAUGGAUGAACUCAUCAUGAAAACACCUGCUGAGGAGGAGCCCGUGGAGAUAAAGCUGUCAAGGUUGCCUGGCUGUUUGUUGGUCAGCCUACUUGCUCUGUUGGUAGAUGUACCUUCAAUAACAGUCCUUGCUCUUUGGAAGAGCCCAUACAUGCUUAUUACUGGAUGGAAAAGGCUAUUAGAAGAUUUUAUUGGAAGAGAAGGGCCAUUUCUCGAGACAGUAUGUGUCCCAUUUGGCGGUCUUGCCAUUAUCCUUUGGCCUCUUGCCGUAAUUGGAUCAGUUGUUGCUGCAUUCAUGUCUAGUUUCUUUCUCGGGGUCUAUGCCGGUGUUGUUGUUCAUCAGGAACACUCUUUGAGGAUGGGACUUGCAUAUAUUGUAGCUGUUGUCUCCCUAUUUGACGAGUAUGCUAAUGAUCUACUUUAUUUGGAGCCAGGGUCACGCCUUCCCAGGCCAAGAUAUCGAAGGAAUGCCAACUCUUCUCCGGAUAGCAUACAGAGGAAAACCUCACACGAAAGUGAGAAUAAUGUGGAAAAGGAUGGAAGAGAAGGGUUAGGUGAUUCAACACUGACGUCACAACGCUCAAGAACAUUGAAAGCUGCAAUUCAACAUUAUAAGCCAAUAAAGUUACUGGAUUGGCUGUUUAAAUCAUGUGAGGUGAAUGGAAGGAAACUGCUUCAUGAAGGUCUGAUAAAUGUGCAAGACAUCAGAGAUUGUGUUGUGAAAGGGGAUUGCAAGAAGUUGGGAACUGCACUUCCGGCAUGGUGCCUUAUGAGAUGUUUGCUCGUCUCUGCUAAGUCGGAUUCACCUGGUUUAGUCGUCCCUGAUGAGUCUGAUCUAACAAUUACAAAUUGGCCAAGAGAUAAAAUGUUUCUAUGGUUCAUUGAACCUCUCUUGAUCAUGAAAGAGCAGAUCAGAAAAUUAAAUUUAGAGGAAAAUGAAGAAGCUUGUUUGCAACGAGCAAUCAUGCAAAGCAAAAAUCAGAUACCAGAAGAUUGGGAUGAUAUCGGGUUUCCAUCUGAAGAUAACAUCAGAAGAGCACAAUUACAAUCUAUCAUCAGAAGAUUGCAGGGUAUUGUGGGGUCCAUGUCCAGGAUGCCGACUUUCAGACGUAGAUUCCAGCAUUUGGUUAGAGUUUUGUACAUGGAGGCUGCCAAGACUGGUGCCUUGGUGAACUACAUUGUCGACAAUUCCACCAGGAGAGAUGCUUCAGACAGUCAGGAAUCAGAUGAGGCCUCAGAAGAAAGUGAUGCGGGAAAAACCGAGUAUAGUGUCGCAAAUAUUGUGUAGUCAUGGCUUUUUGCAAACUUGGGAGUUGGGACACAUACGUUCCGUGGAUGAGUUGAGAGAAACUAUUUGCCAGAAUCAAUGGAGUUCAAUGCACAAUGAUCAAAACCGAUCAACCAACUAAAUAGUGUUUUGGUUGCCUCUACUUUGACAAUUGAUGGCAUAGCUGGGAAAAAGCAAUACUAUUCAGAUGUUAUAGUUUCUGCUCGAUCAGUUUUAUAGAGCAUCAUAAAUGAACUCAGUCAACAAACUACACUCUUGUAAAGAUCAAAUACCCUCUUUGAACGAUCAUUAUUAUAUUAAUAGAGGAUUUUUAACAAAUACAAAUUAUUUGGUUGCGGGUAAUAAAUGGUGCUACUAAUUAAUUUUGUAAAGAAAUUAUUAUGGCAACUGUUAUGGUAGUGAAAUUUCAUCCUGCUUGA